Molecule: messenger RNA, 4185 nt
Organism: Linum trigynum
Lineage: Eukaryota; Viridiplantae; Streptophyta; Magnoliopsida; Malpighiales; Linaceae
Source: the annotation of a GenBank genome assembly
ACAACCGUGUGUAUAUAUAUAUAUAUCAUGAUAUUGUUAUUUAACAAAAUAGUGUUGAGAUAUCCUCCCGGUUUUUCGUUUUGGUCGCAUAUAAUUUGGAUUUAAGCUAAAUAUGUUGUAUAAUGAUGUUGAGAUAUCCUCCCGGUUUGUUGUUCUGAUAGUUAGAGCAUACUUAUUAAAAUAAUUAGAACCACGUUCUGGGUACCUGUGCAGUUGACACUUGUAGGUAUCCUAAUGCAAAGCCGGCUCAGAAACAAUGGACAAGGUGACGUAUAGCAAACGCGUGAGAGAGAAGCCAAAAGAGCUUUCGGAUGGUUCUGUAGACCUGGCCAAUGGCCAAUUAACUAACCCUCCAAGGAUUUGGUCACCUUGCUGAAAUCCAUUUCUAUAUAAACGGGAUAUGUAAUUGCAUGCUCCCACACCACCACAACACGAACAAUUAAUCCCAGUCCUUGCUUGCUCAAUAGUUGGAACUUGGAACCCAAAAAGAAAGUUCGUACAUUACUAUUCUUUGCCUUUUCCUUUAUUCGCAAUGUCUCACCGGAUUGCUUUUCUAGGCUUUGUAGCUCUUGCUGUUUGCGCAAGUCUGUCAUUGGCUGCCGAACCCGCCAGCCUUCAGGAUUUCUGUGUAGCAGAUGCUAGCAGCAACACCCGAAUGAACGGCCUAGCCUGUAAGGAUCCUGCCAUGGUUCAAGCAAGCGAUUUUGCUUUUAGUGGGCUUCACAUUCCUGGCAACACCUCAAAUGCAGUGGGCUCCAGGGUCACUCCGGUUUCGGUGACCCAAAUUCCAGGACUUAACACACUUGGAAUCUCAAUGGUUCGAAUUGACUAUGCUCCCUGGGGUAUCAACUCAUUCCAUACUCACCCUCGUGCUACCGAGAUCCUAACCGUGAUCGACGGCUCUCUCGAAGUUGGAUUCGUGACAUCGAACCCUGAGAAUCGCCACAUUACCAAGAUCCUUAAGAAGGGAGACGUGUUCGUCUUUCCGGUUGGGUUGAUCCACUACCAACGCAAUAUUGGGUACGGAAAUGCUGUUGCUAUAGCUGCAUUAAGCAGCCAGAACCCUGGAGUCAUCACCAUCGCCAAUACUAUCUUUGGAUCCAAACCCGACAUAAAUAUUGACCUCCUCGCCAAGGCAUUCCAAGUUGACAAGAGUGUUGUGUGGCAACUCCAAACUAAGUUCUAGGACUUCGAAGGACUACUUUGAUCAAGGGGUGAUACAAGAAAUACUCUCGCAAUUUUAAAAUUCUUUUCAAUUUAUCUUUUAUAUGUCGAAUUAAACGCCAUGACCAUAUGGUACUUGUUUUUUUUUUUUCUGGUUCCAAGACUUUCAUAGUUUUCAAUAUUUCUAUUUAAUUGAUUUAUGUAUGUGUCCUACUCAAUAUUAUUAAAAGUAAAAUCCUUUAUACUAUUGUUUAAUGGUUCUAUUAAUAUUUUUUAGCACACAACUUUGUUCUCUUAUCUUUGAUGGAGGUUGUUUAUCUCUGAGGUGAUAGCAUAUGGGCAUAUAAUUCUCCUAUCCAUAAAAGAAUGUUCCUUCUUCUCCUUCAUAUUGACCUUGUGAUCGAGGUUAUUGGCUCGUAUGAUGUUCUCUUAUCUUUGAUGGAGGUUGUUUAUCUCCGAGGUGAUAGCAUAUGGGCGAUAAAAUUCUCCUAUCCAUAAACGAAUGUUCCUUCUCCUUCAUUCUGACCUUGUGAUCGAGGUUAUUGGCUCGUAUGAUGAUGAUCUCACUAUGAGGUAUUAGUCUAUGAUGAUGGUUACAACCUAAGAUUAUUUAAACUAACCUGUGAUAAUUACAUUAUGCAUCAAAGGCUAGUAUGAAUGCACAAUUUAAUAUAAUAUCUUGAUUUUUUGUUUAAUAUAAUGUCAUAUGUAUUAUUCUUCAUAUUAUUUUUUUAUUAUUAUAAGGGUGAUAUAUGUUAAUUUUUUGAUUAAGUACUACUAAAGGUGCUCGAACCUGAAACCUGCAGGUUCAAAACUAGUGGUAUUACCAAUAGACCAAUCUCUUGUUCAUUCUUCAUAUAAAAUUAUUUAAAGUAAAAAUUUAAUUUAAUAGAAAAAAUUUAAUUAUCGUAUUUUCAAUGAAUUUUCAUCCUACCUGAUCUAAAUUUUGACUCCAAAAUUAAUUGGUGAGUUUGGGUUUACCAAUAACUCAACCCAUGAGUCAUCGGAUGAGUGUUAAAAAAUGCUAAAAAAAAACUAACCGACCCAUGUACACCUUUAUCGAUCACCACACAGUUGGGAUGAAAUAGGGAGGAUCCAAAAGAGAGGGACAGUGAUCAGGUAUAAAAGGUUGUUUUGUUAAGCUAGAGGAAAGAGAGUUGGGUUUUCGGCGAAAAAUAUAAUAGGGGCGUUCCAAAAAAGGGAGAGCGAUCUAGAAGUGAUCUUAAAGCAUCUAAUGACCAAAGCAUCUCACUUAACUAUAGAAAGAAAAUGCAUAAAGCAUCGACAGAAUUUACAUCUUUAACAAUGAAUUUAAAUUAGCAUUAUUACAUAAGAGAGAAGGAUGGUACCACCAUUGAUGAUGGACGCAUCUCUUAACUACAACAUUCUAUGUACGCUAAAUUGAUCUCCAGUCAAGGCAAGUGCCUCCUUACUCGGGUCUAUACAGAGUAAGUUUGUGUUUAUUUUUUGCUGUGUGUCGAAUCCUAGAGCUUGACCCUCUAUUUAUAGUACUUCGGAGAAGAAGGUUUUAGAACUUUUCCUCCUAAAACUAGACCAAAAGCUUCCUUGUAUGACUUGAACUUGGAUUUCCUUGACUUUGGAACGACGUAAGGAAUAUUUGAGAAGAUUGCAUAGGCUUGAGCUUUAGGGAUGACCCUUUGGAUGUCACCACUACGGAUUUUUUUCCCCUCCAUUGGGCUUCUUGGCCCACAAGUAACCUCUCCGUCGAUUUUGGCAAAUACUUGAUGGUUGGGUCUGGCGGCCCAACGAUGGUUGGACCCAUCACUAAUUCCUUCGUCUAUUUGGGCCAAAAUUUCUCUAAUGGUGUCAACUUGGGCUCACAUGAAGGAACUUGUACGGCCUCCCUUCAUUUGGCUUAAUUUGGCUUCAUUUUCAUAGAUGAAUUACUCCUUGAUCUUUCGAUGAUUAUCCCUUUGAUCCUCCUUUUUUAUCCAAUGACUAACCCAAUUCCUCCUUCAUUGUGUUUGACCUUGAGAAACACAAAAAAAAAGGAAUAAAAUAAUACUAAAACACGACUUAUGUCUAUUAUAAGAACAUUGAUCAAAUAGUUAUGAAAUCCAUACGAAAUAUGAUAAAAUGUACUAAAGAUGCAUUGAUAUGAACCAUUAUUUAUGUGUUGAAUAUAAGGAGAAAUGUAUAACAUGUGAUAAGUGAUAAACACUAUAAUUUGAGAGUUAUCAACACAUGAGUCUCCUCUCCUUCGACCGAUUUGUACUAGAGUGGUUAUUAAAGAGGAAGAAGAAGAUCGUGCCGACAUCGUUUUCCCUCAAGGAGAAGCUCUCUAUGGAACAUUACCAUUUCCACUUGAUUUCUUCUUUCCUGUAGAACGUCAUUGUUCGUGCUUUCCCAUUAUGUUUGAUACUUUCUGCACAAGAGUACUUUGUUUCCUCACCAAGCUACCAAACAAACUUUGUGGAGCUAGUCUGUCUUGUUCCAUUGAUCUGCCUAUAAAGGGUGAGAAUUGAAUGAAAGAGAAUCAAGCUUAGGGUUUUCAUACCAAACUUGUUGUUAUGCCCCGGCUCCAAACCAAGCCACCGUCCGCAAUUGCAGAUAACCAAGCUACAAACCCGUAGCCACAACCACCAAAAAGGCCUUGAAGAUAUCAAAAGGUGUUUGGUGAACCCGCAGACACAUCUUUCAGUCACAGACACAUCUGUAGCAAUUCUGUUGGCUCAAGAGAAUGAUUCUGGCAAUGAGCAAGCAGUCUUUUUGGCAUUGUCCCGGCCAAUCAUCCAUGGUAGGAUUGGUAAGUGGACACUUGCAUUGUCCAAAUUCAAUUUGAAGUAUGUGCCACAAUGGGCAGUUAAGGGUCCAGCCCUAGCAGAUUUUUUGGCAGACCAUCCAUGUGUGGGUAUGCCAACAAAGCAAGUAGAAGUUGGGAUGGUUGAGGAGAUGCCUUGGAUGUUGUUCUUUGACGGCUCAUAGACACGUUCAGGAGAAGGAGUAUGAAGCUUUGGAUGUUGGUUUAGAUAUGCUGGUCAAUCAAAGGCAAAGAAUGUC